AUGCGUCCCAAGACAAUAGAAGAGCAAUAUAAAAAAAUGAGCCAUAUAGAACAUAUAUUAAAUAGGCCUGAUACUUAUAUUGGAAGUGUUCAAAAAAUGAACGAGCUAAUGUGGAUUGUGAAAAAUGGGAAAAUGAUUCAAAAGGAAAUCGAAUAUGUACCUGCAUUUUUUAAAAUAUUCGACGAAAUUUUAGUGAAUGCUGCAGAUAAUAUUCAAAGGAAUAACUAAACUUAUAAGAUGACUUAAUUAAGAGUAGAAAUUGGGAACUAAAUUUCUGUAAAAAAUGAUGGUUAACCAAUACCAGUAGAGAUUCACAAGGAAUAUCAACUUUAUGUUCCUGAAUUGAUAUUUGGGGUAUUUUUGACAGGAAGCAACUUUGAUGACACAGAAAAAAGAGUAGUUGGAGGUAGGAAUGGUUAUGGUGCAAAAUUGACUAAUGUUUACUCAAGUGAAUUUUCAGUUGAAGUUUGUGAUGGAAACAAUUAUUUAAAAUAGGUUUGGAGCAAUAAUAUGAGUAACAAAUAGAUACCUAUAAUAAAAUAGAUGAAGAAAGAUCCUUUUGUAUAAAUAACUUAUAAGCCAGAUUUUAAAAGAUUUGGUAUGAAUGAAAUUGAGGAAGAUACUUAGGCAUUAUUAGUGAGAAGAGUUUAUGAUAUGGCAGGAAUAUAUGGAAGUAAGAUAAAUGUAUAUUUGAAUGAUGAGAAAAUCCCCAUAAAUUCAUUUUAGAAAUAUGUUGAUUUAUAUUUGCCUAGUAAUUCCAUAAAAAUUUAUGACAAAGAAAUGACAACUCCAAGAUGGGAAGUUGUAGUAAGUUAUUCUGCCACUCAAUUUUAACAUGUUUCAUUUGUUAAUUCAAUUUUUACUUCAAAAGGAGGAACUCAUGUGACUCAUGUUACUGAUAAAUUAAUUUAAGAGAUUCAAAAUGAAAUGAAGAGCAAUAAGAAAUACAAACAUUUAGAAGUACAGAAGUAUUAGAUCAAACAAUCUUUAUGGAUAUUUGUUAAUUGUUUAAUUAAUAAUCCAACUUUUGAUUCUUAGACAAAAGAAAAUUUAACAACUAGGGUUACUGACUUUGGUGGUAAUGAUGAAGAGAAAUUUAAAGUUACAGAGAAAUUCUCUAAAGCACUCAUAAAGACUGAUAUUAUUGAAACUAUAUUCUAAUAAGCAAAGGCUAAAGCAGAUGCUAAAUUAAAUAAAUAAUUAAAAGGUACUAAAACAAGUAAAUUACAUGGAAUUGAAAAAUUAGAUGAUGCUAAUGAUGCUGGAAAAAAGAACUCAGAAUUCUGUACAUUAAUAUUAACAGAAGGGGAUUCAGCAAAAGCUUUGGCAAUGGCUGGAAUAGAUAUUGUUGGAAGAGAUAGAUAUGGAGUAUUUCCAUUAAAGGGUAAGUUAUUAAAUGUAAGAGAAGCAUCAGUAAAAUAAAUUAUGGAAAAUGAAGAAAUCUAAAAUUUGAUUAAAAUUAUUGGAUUAUAGAAGGACAGAGAAUAUGGUGAUUUAAAAUCCUUAAGAUAUGGUUCAGUUAUGAUAAUGACAGAUUAAGAUAUUGAUGGUUCACAUAUCAAAGGAUUGAUCAUCAAUUUUAUACAUCAUUUUUGGCCUUCAUUAUUAAAAUACAAAGGGUUUCUGAAGGAAUUUGUAACACCUUUAAUCAAAGCAACCAAAGGAAAUUAAACAAUUCCUUUUUUUACUGUUUAAGAUUUUAAUAAGUUUGCUUAAAUUUAAGAUAUUAAGAGUUGGAAGAUUAAGUAUUACAAAGGAUUAGGUACAUCUGAUGAUUUAGAAGCUUAGGAAUACUUUCGAAAUUUGGUUGGUCAUACAAUCUAAUUUAGAUAUGAUAAUGAGGAUGAUGAUUAAUCAAUAGAUUUAUGUUUUAAUAAAAAGAAAGCUAAUGAUAGAAAAUAAUGGUUAGCAUAGUAUAAUCAUGAUUUAUAUGUUGAUCACACACAGAAAGAAUUAGGAUAUUAAGAUUUUAUACAUAAAGAACUGAUUCAUUUUUCAAUGGCUGAUAAUAUUAGAUCUAUACCUUCAAUGAUGGAUGGUCUAAAACCUGGCUAAAGGAAAGUCUUGUUUGCAUGUUUCAAAAGAAAUCUAAAAUAAGAAAUUAAAGUUGUUUAAUUGGGAGGAUACAUUGCCGAACAUUCAGCAUAUCAUCAUGGGGAUAUAUCUUUGGUAACCACAAUUAUAGGUAUGGCUUAAAAUUUUGUUGGAUCAAACAAUAUAAAUCUUUUAUUACCAAGAGGUUAAUUUGGUAGUAGAGCUAUGGGAGGAAAGGAUCAUGCUUCUGCAAGAUAUAUUUCAACUGUACUAAAUAAAAUUACAAGAUAUAUCUUUCCAGAAUAAGAUGACCAUAUCGUCAAAUAUAUUGAGGAUGAUGGAGAAAUGGUUGAACCUGAAUAUUAUGUUCCAAUAAUUCCUAUGAGCUUAGUAAAUGGGGCUGAAGGUAUUGGUACAGGUUGGUCAACUUCUAUUCAAAAUUAUAAUCCUUUAGAAUUAGUGGAAUAGAUUAAGAAAAGACUUAAUGGUGAAUAAUUUGAUAAUCUUACACCGUUUUACAGAAAUUUUGAUGGUAUUAUUGAAACCUAACCAAAUGGAAAUAGUCUUAUUAAAGGUAUAAUAGAGUGCAAUGAGGAAACUGAUGUUGUGAUUAUUAAAGAAUUACCUAUAAAAAAAUGGACGAAGAAUUAUAAAGAAUGGUUGGAUAAAGAAAUAGCAUAAGAAGGCAAUCCUAUUAUUGAUUUGAGAGAGUAUCAUACUAAAUAUAAAAUUCAUUUUGAAAUCUAAAUGACAGAGGGUUAUGUAAGUCAAUUAAAGAAUCCUUAUGAAUAUUUUAAAUUAGUUACACCUUUUUCUAAUAAUAACAUGGUUUUAUUUGAUGGCCAAAAUAAAAUAAAGAAAUUUGAAUCUAUAGCAGAAAUAUUGGAAGAAUUCUAUUAAGUUAGAUUAUAAUUUUAUUAGAAACGCAAAGAUUAUCUUCUUUCAAAACUUGAUAGAGAAGUUCAAUUAUUAUACAAUAAAUCAAGAUUUAUCAAAAUGGUUAUAUCAGAAGAAAUUCGAUUAAAGAAUGUCAAAAAAGCAGAUCUGGUUUAAUAAUUAGAUAAACAUUAAUUUAUAAGAUUCUCCUAAUUAAUAACUGUAAAUUCAACUAAAUUAAAAGCAUUUGGCGAUUCUAAAAAUCCAAAAAAGAAUGUAGAUGACAAUGACACAUCAGAAGUUUCUGAUGAUGAAUAAGUGAGUAAGAAAAAAUCAGAAAAUAUUGAAAAUCAAUAGAACAAUAAAACAACACUUGACAUUAGUGAUUAUAAUUAUCUUCUAUCAAUGCCAUUAUUUUCUUUGACUAAUGAGAAGGUAGUAAAAUUAGAAGAAGAACUAAAUUCUAAACUUCAAGCUAAAGAUAAAUUAUAGAAUAAAGAAAUAGCUGAUAUGUGGAUUGAAGAUUUAAAUAAAUUUUUAGAAGCUUAUGAUGAAAUGGUAAAUAUAGAAAAUAAGCUCAUUAAUUAAGCAGAAAAAGUUCCUAAAGAUUAAAAAAAGAAAUAGGUGAAAAAGAAGAAUGUUUAAGAUGGAAUGCAAAUUGAAUAAGAAGGAAAGAAAAAGGCUAAUAAAAAAUUGAAUUAAAAUGAUAAACCAAAUGAAAAUAGUCCAAAAAACUAAUCAAACAGAAAGAUUAGAACUUUAAAGGAAAAUAAGAGUUAAGAAAACUGA
Messenger RNA from Paramecium pentaurelia, 3699 nucleotides. NCBI's taxonomy places the organism in Eukaryota, Ciliophora, Oligohymenophorea, Peniculida, Parameciidae. The record is from the annotation of a GenBank genome assembly.